AUGGGCGUGGUGACGUGGCUGUUCGUGGGCGCGGUGGUGCUUCUGCUGUGGGUGUACUCCCGAUGGUGCCACAGCUACUGGUCCUCGCGGGGCAUCGUCUCCCCGCCCGCCCUCCCGAUCUUCGGCCACGCGCAGCAGUUCUUCGGCAGUCAGCGUUGGCUCUAUGUGGACAAGUUUUAUCGGAAGUACCGCGACCACAAGGUGUGGGGCCUGUACGAGUUCCUGACCCCGGUCCUCUUCGUGUCUGACCCUGACCUCCUCAAACACUUCAUGGUGAAAGAUUUCGACCACUUCGUGGACCGGCGAAGCUUCGGGGACCAGCCUGGCUCCAUCAUGAGCGCGAUGGUCACCAACAAAUACGGCGAAGAGUGGAAAGACUUGCGGGGACUCAUGUCCCCCACAUUCUCCUCGGGCAAGAUGCGUGGCAUGUUCCACUUGAUCUGCGAGAAGGCGGACUGCCUCGUGUCCUUCUGCCUCAAGAAGGGCGUCAACAACCGGCCCGUGGACAUGAAGGACAUGUUUGGCCGCUUCACCAUGGACACAAUUGCCUCGUGUGCUUUUGGCAUUGAAUGUAACUCCUUUUCUGACACGAAACCAAUAUUUUCUGAGAAAGCGAAAGCGUUCUUCACGUUUCAAGGUGUCAGAAUGCUGAGACUUGGUCUUAUGCUGAUGAAGCCAAAGUUGUUCAAUGCUCUUGGGCUCAAAGCGGACACACCUGAAGUAGAAUUUUUCGCCAAGAUAUGCAAGGAGAACACGGCGGUGCGGGAGAAGGGACAGAAGAAGCGUGGAGACUUCCUGGACCUGCUGCUGGAGGCGCGGGACGCUGAGGAGCGCCUCCACCCCGGCAAGAAAGUGUUCGCCGACAACACAGUGGUGGCCCAGAGCGUCCUCUUCCUGAUGGCUGGCUACGACACCACCGCCACCACCCUCGCCUUCGCCGGCAGAAUCAUGGCCAGGCACCCCGAGUACCAGCAGCGCCUCCGCCACGAGAUGCAGGAGCUUGUCAAGGAACACGGCUCCAUCACCUACCAGGGGGUCAUGGAGGCCAAGUUCCUGGACGCCUUCCUGAUGGAGACGCUGAGACUGUACCCGCCCGGGACAAUUGGGGAUCGGAAGUGCACCAAGGAGUACAAGGUUCCCGGCACAGAUCUGGUCCUUAAGCCCGGCGACAUGAUCAACUUCUCAAUCUGGAGCCUUCACCACGACCCGGAGUACUGGCCCGACCCCGAAGAAUUUAAGCCAGAGCGUUUCCUGCCAGAGAACCGAGACCAGAUCAAGAGCUUCACGCACAUGCCCUUUGGAAUGGGUCCCAGAAACUGCCUUGCGAUGAGAUUCGCCCUCAUGGAAGCCAAGGUGGCCCUGGCUCACCUCAUCUUGGCGGUGGACCUGAAGUUGGCACCCGGGAACGAAGAGAUGACGUUCGAAAACUCUCCUAUUUUACUCCGACCCAGUGGAGGCGUCACGAUGCUGCUGACGCCGCUCAAGGAGGACUGAGGACAGCUGUUACUGGACAACCACUUAGCAGGGCUGUCACUUGUCACACAGGAACAAGGGUCGUAUCCUCAUACUCUUUCGGUACUCAACAGCAGUUUCCGAAGGCCACAAAGGAGAUUAACCCGGUAGCUGCGGGGGUCAUGUUUCUUAGGUUAGGUUAGGUUAGAUGAAAAGCCCCGCUAAGCUAAAUAAUGAGAAAGAAUCAUCACUCACGCAAACCAUUUCAUAAUAAAUAUCAACGCAUAUGUGAUCAGUUUAUGCAUCAUCUAUUUUGGGAGGUUUAUAUCAUGGCAGAAUUUUGGCCCGUCGUUGCUACACGGUAAAGCCACAAAUUUGGCCCGUCGCUGCUACCGGGUUAAGAGGCUCUCAUGGGUGUUUCUCACGUUCAUCGCGCAGAAACUUUCUCAAACUAUCACUAUAUUCACAAAACUACCCAUGGAAGGACCCACAACAACCUCUAGGAAAGCCUUAUCAAAUGUGGGUCUGUAAUCCCCGAAAUGUCUGAGAAUAUGGAUCUCUUCUAAUUCCUCAGCUUUCAUUGCCAAUUCCGUUCUUCCUUACCACGUUUUUAGGACAGUCUGCUUAUUUAUCAAUUUGUUCGCAGUAUUACGUCCUGGAGUUGCAGUACAUAUUUUUUUGGUUUAUUAUUAUACUGAAAAGGCAAACACACUAAUCGAUUAGCGCAGACAAACUGUAUUGAUUCAUUGAUAUAUUGUGUUUUCAUUAUCUAACUUGGAUCAUUUUGCGAUGAAGAAUACCAAAUGGCAACCCUGCUUCACGGCAUAAGCAAAACCAGGCUGAUGGCUCGUUCAUGCCUAGUGUCUGCGCCGUUACUUCCAAAACCCCGCACAGUAGGAUAAUAACGAAAAAGGAAUCAACGAAGGAAUGCUUAAAUAUAGAUAGAUGGCUACAAAUAACUAAGUAUAUAUAGGAACAAAUAAUUACGAUGCAUAUAUAGACAAUGUAUAGGGUAAAAUACACAACUAAAAAGCAUUUAAUGCACACAAAGAAAAAAUAGAGUAAAUAAUAGUAAACGUAGAAAAGAUCAUUGGACAAAAAAAAAAAAAAAAAAAAAACCGCAUAUUCAGAUUCUUGCAAUACUUCGUUACCUCGUAUAACUUGUCUCGUUGGAGGAAGACGUUAACAAAGUAGACGACGCGAGAGGCAGCCAUUAAACUUAACUUGCUACACGUGGUAUUCAUCCACCCCUCUCUUCUCAACGCUGUACCGUUCUGCUCAUCCAUCACAGAAGGGAACGCAGAGCCGAGGGAUAACCAGAAGGAUUGAUUGAUUGAUUGAUAGUUUAUUGUUGCAAGUAAAACAACAAAGGAGAAGGGAGGAGGAACAAGCAAACUGCCUUAUCUAAACCUACGAGAAUUGGACAUUUGCAAGACGAUUGGUGCUGGAAGUUGUGACGAAACUGCUCAGUGGGGGAUUAUGAAAGCUGAUGAUACGUAGAUGGCAACACUGUUUGGAGUAAAGUCGCCAGAGAGAAAGACCGAUACGUACUACAAAAGCUGCUUGUUGCGUCGAGUUUCGUCCCCUUGUUGUAGUCCGUCCGCCUUGAUUACAUACAUACAGCUAGGGUUGCUGAAUUUUCCAGGAUAUCUCACUUAUCACAUUUACCGACAUACAAGGGGUGCAGGUUAUCUUAUUUAUCACAUUUACAGACAUUGUCCCACCCAAGUUUAUUUCUGAAUUGAAUUGAAAGAUUUAUUGUUUUUAUAAAAGGAAAUGAUGACGUUUGUUUUGAUUUUGAUAAAUGUUUGAAAUAUGAGUUUGUUCAUGCACCCUUUGUAUGUCAGUAAAUGUGAUAUGAGAUAACCUGCACCCCUUGUAUGUCGAUAAAUGUGAUAUAUGAGACAAUCUGCACCCCUUGUAUGUCGAUAAAUUAGAUAACCUGCACCCCUUGUAUGUCGGUAAAUGUGAUAAGUGAGACAUCCUGUGCCGUGCCGAAAUUCAUCCUUCCUGUGUGUAUGUAAACAAAGGUCGUGCAUGCGCAGAUCAGGAAUGGACGGACAAAAACAAGGGUACGAGACUCGACGGCCACUGCCCCUUCCUCUGCCAACCGAGACAGACCCCUGCUGCUAAAUUUCUCCUUGUUUACAUUAGUGUGACAACUUUCUGGGGUUUGUUUCUAUUUAGCUUUGUGAUGCCGCUAAACUUUAAGGAACAUUAGUGUUAUUAUUGCUAUGCUCUUGGGUUCUGUUACGCCUCGUUGCCAUGAUGCGAGACAGACCUUUCCUUUGGCUAACACUUGGCGAGUCUUGCGAGUGGAGGCGCUAUUGUAUCACCUGCUAAUACAAGAUAUACAGUA
This is a messenger RNA of Eriocheir sinensis (Chinese mitten crab), 3811 nucleotides long. RefSeq names its product cytochrome P450 9e2-like. The transcript is spliced from 6 exons. Bases 1 to 1494 code for a protein of 497 amino acids. The record is from RefSeq and is a predicted model, not a curated record. Lineage: Eukaryota; Metazoa; Arthropoda; Malacostraca; Decapoda; Varunidae. Gene Ontology annotation, molecular function: heme binding; iron ion binding; monooxygenase activity.